Molecule: messenger RNA, 1836 nt
Organism: Diaporthe citri
Lineage: Eukaryota; Fungi; Ascomycota; Sordariomycetes; Diaporthales; Diaporthaceae
Exons: 5
Coding region: 1-1836 (611 amino acids)
Source: RefSeq, a predicted model, not a curated record
AUGGACCGAGGCACGCGAGGACCAUGUGCAACUCGGAGGAGCAUACCCGAAGGCUCCUGGGACUCGGAAUUAGGCUUGGCUUUUACGCCGGAUGGCGACAUAAAUGACUCCGACUCUGAUGACAAGUCUGGCUUUGAUGAAGAAUUCGAUCUUGAGCUUGACGACGACUGGGAACUUGACCUGGGGAGCAAGAAAGGCAAUGAUGGUGAUAAUGAUAUGGAAAGUCUUGCCGAAAUUGAAGAAGAACUGCGUACCUUUGCGUCCGACUCAGCUCCACUGCCAGAGGGUGAACUUGCUGAGCUGGAUGAGGUGGAUGAAGACGAUCCGGAAGCGUUGUUCGACGGCAAUGUCGCAUUUGACGAGUACUAUCGGAGAGGCAUGGACGCCACAGAUACAGAUAGUUUUAAGCGAAAGGAGUACACCAAAGGCACGGAGACUCUCAUAGCCAACACCGAGCGCAUGUGGGAAAGGAAGACGUUCAUUGUCCCGGAAAUACUCUAUGACCCGAGUCUACUUUUGAGCCCGCAUGUGUUCCUCCUGGCGAUUCUUUUUCGACGUCACGCCUUCAUGUUAGAGAGCCUGAAUGACAACCCGCAUAUGCUCAGUGAACUACACGUUCACCCCAGUGGCAACGAAUUGCCACUGAGUCUGAAAGACGAGAUCAAAGGCAGAUACAUCUUUCGACGUUGUGUCAAGACAAGUAUCGGCUUCUCCAUGAGCAACCAGCCUAUUAGCCAAGGAAUGAUGGGCGGGUGGGUGAAACGGAUCGGACUGCUACUGGGCUUCGAGCGUAAUACGAUCUGUUAUAGUCUCCGUUAUAUGGCAGGCAACAGUCUCGACCAACAUGGCUCGAUCAGUGAAGCCCUUCGCAAUCUGGUGCUGGACCACGCGCCUAGUUCAGACACCUUCCAGAAACACUAUCUCAAUCGCAACGUGUGUGCAGACUUAUGGGCGAUUCAUCGUGCCCAGGAGCCUCAGCAGGAGCUGAUAGCACAAGCCACAAGUCACGGGUCUUCGAGGAACUCACGGCGACCCAUCGGUCUCACUCGCAUACAAGCCAACGCGCUCAAGAACAACCCCCAAUAUGUUCGAUUGACAGAGCAACUGUCUCAAGUACCAAAAGGGCCACAGUGGGCAGAGAAACGGCAGAAGAUUACCAACCAGCGCAGGGCUCUCAUGGGCAAAUUGAGAGACAACGAGGUGAAGAGGAUCAGGGAAGAAUGGACGCAUAAACAAGCGGUUGAGGACAUUGAGCGCCAGAUACAAGGGAACCCAGGAGAUUUCGAGCCUAGCGCCGCCCGAGUGUGUCCUCCCAUGAGUACAGCUCAGCAACAAAUGUUCGAGGCACUCCAGGCACCGCUUGUGAACGACCUCAGCGCCCAAUUCCAACGCAGGACUACUGCAGUACUUGCUGUUGCUACCUACUGUCGGGUAGAAGAGCCUCUGAACAUGAGCAAUCAGAUGUGGUGUAAACCGGCUGUGCGACGGCCCCCUCCGCCCCCGGAGAUCGACUCGGAGCUUAAUGCAUUGGAUCGGGCCCGCAAGCUCAGAAAUUCGGUCUUCGGCCAGGUCGGACAAGUGCGCAGAUGCUUCGUAUGCGUUUGGAAAGCACUUACUCUAUCCUCUUCAGACGAGAACUUGCCAUCUCUAACUCCCGAGUUCUAUAACAACAACUCUCUGACCAGGCAUUUCAUCAGAACCCAUCUAGAUCCGAUGGACGACGAUGCAGUUGCGGACUACCCAAUCUGUGUGCCUGUGGUGCGGCUGAACAGCAAAAUGCACUUGCGAAACCAUGCCGAGACUGCUCAUGGUUUGAGGUCAUACUUCUUGAAGUAA